AUGGACACUAACGAAAUGGAACAAGAGAGCAAAGAAAAAGAUCUAUUUGAAAAAUACUUACAUCGUACAAAUAAACUGUUGAGGGUUACAGGCAUGGAUUUGAAGGAUGAUGAUGGUGAUAAUAAAUCGCUAAUACAGCGUUUACGUCACCGUUGGUUCUACUGUUUUAACAUUUUUUACCUCGGUACAUCUAUUAUGGGACAAAUUGGAUGGUACAUAGAAGCUAUAAUAACUGAUAGGAGCAUUACAGAAAUCACUUACUUCUUGCCUUGUGUUACUUUUUGUUGCCUUGGAAAUAUGAAAGGAUACUAUUUUAUGAAACAUUCGAAUCUUGUUUGUGAGGUUGUAAACAGUUUGAGAAAAGUGCAGAAUUUUACAAUGGAAAUGCGAAAAUACCGGAAAGAAGUAGAGGAAGAAAUGAUAAAGAAUAGAUUGUGGCUCUAUAAUAUGUUCACUUAUUUCCUUUUAACAUCAACUGCAAUAGCAUUACUGUUAUUUAUGAUUGGUCCAUUUCUUAUAAUGGGUGUUUAUUAUUAUUCAACUGGUAAAAUAUUGUAUACGUUGCCAUUUUUUCUUUGGUAUCCUGUUGACCAAACAAAGUUAACUAAUUGGCCAUUUCUAUAUCUUCACCAAAUAUGGUCAGGUACGGUGACUGUGUUUAUGGUUUUUGGUCCUGAUAAUUUUUUUGCAACUUGUUCCACUUUUAUAAAUAUACAAUUUCAUUGUUUGCAAUAUGACAUAGAAAAAAUAGAUAUUGGAACGAAAAACAGAAAUCUAAAAAGUAGUAGAUAUGUGAAUGAACGUUUUCGAUCACAAUUUGAACAGAUAAUUCAUAGGCAUAAAAUAUUAAUAAGUUUGGUGAAUUUAUUGGAAUCAAUUUAUACAAAGUCUACUCUAUUCAACGUUGCUACAAGCUCACUAAUCAUAUGUGUUACAGGCUUUAACAUUACGACAAUAGAGAACAAAAUUUUAAUGAUGCCGUUCAUUUCAUUCUUUUUUAUGUCAAUGAUACAAGUAGUUGUUUUGUGUUACUACGGCGAUAAAAUAAUGCAAUACAGCGAGGAAAUCAGUGAUGCUGUAUAUAAGAGUCAAUGGUACUUUGCUGAUGCUGCGGUCAUGAAAGAUUUACUUUUUCUUUCCAUUAGGUCGAGAAAAGCUUGUAAACUAACAGCAUAUCAGUUUACUGAUAUUAAUUUGAAUACAUUUGGUAGGAUAAUGGGGAGAUCUUGGUCAUAUUUUGCUUUGCUGCAAACAGUAUACGGAGGACAAGGAAUAAAAAACAACUGA
Achroia grisella is the source of this 1287-nucleotide messenger RNA. It is a transcript of the gene Or-25, whose product is annotated as putative odorant receptor 92a. The record is from RefSeq and is a predicted model, not a curated record. Gene Ontology annotation, cellular component: plasma membrane. The coding region runs from base 1 to 1287 and encodes 428 amino acids. NCBI's taxonomy places the organism in Eukaryota, Metazoa, Arthropoda, Insecta, Lepidoptera, Pyralidae. The transcript is spliced from 7 exons. Gene Ontology annotation, biological process: detection of chemical stimulus involved in sensory perception of smell; sensory perception of smell. Gene Ontology annotation, molecular function: olfactory receptor activity; odorant binding.